Molecule: messenger RNA, 2385 nt
Organism: Cuscuta epithymum
Lineage: Eukaryota; Viridiplantae; Streptophyta; Magnoliopsida; Solanales; Convolvulaceae
Source: the annotation of a GenBank genome assembly
GAUCACUCAAGAGUUGUUUAAAAUUAACCAAGAAACUAGAAACCCUCUCAUCCUCUUCUUCUACGCACGAAACCUUCUCCCAGUCGGGAAAAUCUCUGAAAUCAGAAUAAACGUCAGAAGUGUUUGAAGAUUAAGAUUUUUUUGCAGGCGAUCGAACAAAUCCCUCCCAUCGUCUUCUUCUACGCGUGAAACCCUCGCAUCUCCUCUUCUACGCACGAAACCCUUGCAUCGUCUUCUACACAUAAAAACCGAAAAUUGACCUUGGGAUAUACUUGAUCGGAGAAAUAUCUCUUCCACGAUUGUGAAUCGAGACAAUCUCUGCCCUCUGAUCCAGGUCAUCGUUUUCUUUAGCUAUUUUGGAGUAAUAAAACCCUAACUAUUUCAGAGAAAUUGUUCUCUCUGUGAGCGAGAUACCAGAGAGGGAAGAGUUGAAAUCAAGGGAACGGCGAAGAUAAAGGAAUCAGAUUCAAUAGAUAGCUAUCUCAUCUAGUGCUGCAAUGGUAUUCAGUAAAGUUUGGCUUCCCGAUUCUGUCACUUCGAAUACACCUUCUGGUAUUUCGACCCUUCUCUUCCUACACCAUAUUUUUUCAUUUUUUCAGUUUGUUGUUGGCAGUAUUUCGACACAUUAGUCAUAUUUUUGGAUGAGUGUUUGUGUUUAUGUGGCUCUGUAAUGCAUUUCUUAUUUUGAUUCUUUUCCUAUUUUGAUAAAUUUAAUUUGAUAAUUUUCGGAUUUUGGAUUGUUCCUCUUUUAAGCAAGGAGAAUAUUUGUUUAUUCUGAGUGAACAUCUAUGUCAUACACUAAUACAGAUGCCUUAAAAAGAGUUUUUACUGCACUAGUGUUAAACAUUUGGCUAGCAUCUCAUUCCCAAACUGUAUUUACUAUAUGUAUCGAUAGUAUAUCAUUUAACAUGUGAAAAGAAUGUAUGCUUUCGAUGCUUACUUAAUGGUUGAGAUGCCCGUAUUUAGACCUGAUACUGAUUAAACUCAAACGAAAUUAUUUCACUAUGGGUUGUCUUGUUCUUAUAUUGCAGAGAGUUGCAAUGAAUUCAAAAAUAUCUAAGGUUGCUGACAGUUAAGGAUCUGCGCACAAAUAGAUACUUUGAUCUUGAUAAACUAGAUGAGGGUACUUGUUUGAUAAAUUCUGGUAACUGACUCAUGCGUAUCUUUAUCGUUACAAUAGUAUGGGCUUUGAUUGUAACUUGUUCCACUUAUUCAAAUACAGGUUAUUAUAUUGGAUACUUUAAACCUAAACAAAAAAAGCGAGUGGAAGGUCUUAUAAUCUUAUUUAUUAUAAAAAAACGAGUACUUCUUACGUCGGUUUUACAAAAUAACCGACGUGAUAACAUACCUAUUACGUUUGUUUAGAAACCGACGUGAAAUGCUAUUAUCUAUUACGUCGCGACAUUCCUCGUCAGUUGAAAAACCGACGUGAAAUGGUAUAAAAAACUGAUGUGGAAACCCUGUUUUGUAGUAGUGUCCACAAGACGCUAAGCAGGGUAAUGAUCAUCACACUAGUCGUUCCGUCGUAUCAACAUCUGUCUUGACAAUGUGGGCGAACCGACGGAAUAGUGUAUACCUGCUGGAUUACGAACAACAAAGAAUACUCACAGCGACUGAUAGGUAUCGAAAAUGGUACUCGCAGCAUGGGAUGAUACGUGUUGGGAACCCUUCUCACGUUGCGCCGGCGACAGGAUACACCCCGACAGCACGUGAUUGGGGUCUUAUGAAGUAGGGCUUUCACGAUGUGUAUGAGCUCUCCAACCUGCAGGCGGCGAGUUACGAAAACAUCAAAGAACGGCUUGAGCGGUUGGCCAUGGAUGUAGGUGAUGAAAUGAUGCUCCACCAGGAUGUUUUCCUUUACCCGAAUGCACAAGAUGAGCCCGCUCCCGUCCCUCGUCGUACGCUUGAUCAAAGAAGAGAUGCUCCCACCCGUGAUCGUACACAUGGUCACGUUGAUGAAGAUAGAGAUGAAUAUGCAGGUGACGGUGGAAACGAGGAAGAGGGUGAUGCAGUUGAAUAUGAAUGUGGGGGUGAGGAAUCACAACCGCCCCCUCAAUUCUCUUCGCAUCAAGAUUUCACAAUUUUUGAACCACCACCGUAUUAUGGUUCUUAUCAGUACUCUACACAGUCAGAUGCAUAUUUUUCCACUUUUGAAGACACACCGGGGUUUUGGAACACUGGCGGUGGUGACAUGCCAGGGCCGAGCAAGCAACGUUAGAUGUAGUAUUAAAUGUAUUAUUGUAUGCACGUAAUAUCUAUUUAUUAAUAAUUUACAUUAAAAACUACAUUUGUUUUGUUCACUUCCAUUAAACAAAUGAAAUUUGUACUUCAUUUUAUGAAUUUAAUUAACAUUACGAAUGAAUUAAAAAAUAUAUAAAGUAAUCA